This is a messenger RNA of Adineta ricciae, 5082 nucleotides long. The record is from the annotation of a GenBank genome assembly. NCBI's taxonomy places the organism in Eukaryota, Metazoa, Rotifera, Eurotatoria, Adinetida, Adinetidae.
AUGUCAAUACCGUUCAAAAGCUUCGUAUUUCAUACGAUCAAAUAUCAUCCUGUUUGUUUAAGUCGUUUUGUCAGUCAACAAUGGAUUGAAGAAUUAUAUUUAAAAGAUGCCAGCACUUAUGGAACAGGUGAUUUUCGAUCAACAGCUAGUUCUCAAUUUCAACUUUUGGCUACUCUUUGUUCGAUCUCUCAAGGUGCCGCCUCUCAAAAACUAAUGGAUUUAGACCACAAUCAGUUUGUCUACAGAGAUGUUCUUCAUGAAAAUCAAGUUCGAUCAAAAGUGGAUGGCACUAUUGAAUUCUUCAAAAGUAACACAUCUAUUCAAAUCAUUACAUUCUUCAAUUACCUUCGAACUACUAUGCAAACAAAUUUCUUAAUGUCUGCUCUGAAUACAAAUCUUCUAUUUCUAGUUGAUUAUGAAGACCGUGCAUAUAGAUUUUACACUAGCGAAAUAUCAUAUUCUAAGUCACGCUUGGAAAGUUCAACGGCGCAAGUAGUCAUGGAUUGUAGUAAUACAAAUCCAACAAGUGCUGUUGGCUUCUUUUCUAUCUUUAAUAAUUCACAGUAUCAAAUUCGUAUGAUAUGGUCAAGUCCACAAUCAAAUCAGCCAUUAGUUCAUGGAUUUUUUACAGGAUGCACUUCUCUUGAAGCCAUUCUUCAAAGUACACUUGAUUGUUUAUAUAGCAUGGAAUGUCUUAAAUUAUUGGCAACUAAAUUCCCAGGCAUUAAUCGAACGUCUUUGAAACCGCUUGCUCCAAUGCCAAAUUCAAAGCAACAAAAUAUGGCCGUAAAAGAUCAUUUAGUUAAUCUUUUCAUUGAAGAAUGGUCAACAGAAAUCAAUUAUCCAAAAUAUUUCGAUGAAUGUGCUCCUUCAGUCUGCACAUACACUACGUCUGAAUCAAUUAAUUUUUUUUAUGCAGUUACUUUAUUUAUUGGUCUCUAUGGGGGUCUUACUAUUAUAUUUCGUUGCAUCGUAUUAUUUCUAAUCAAUAUCUACUGGAAACUGAAGUGUUAUUCGCGAAAUACCAAUGUCUCUCAUGUCAUUCAAAGAACAUCUGCACAUAAACUCAGUCGCUAUAUCAAACAAGUAAAUCUAUUCAAGAAUUUUAAAUGCCGAACAGACAACGAUAUUAAAAUACAAAAGACUACCACCAUCAUCUAUCUAAUUCUGCUAACAAGUUCCUGCAGUAUUAUUAUUCUCUUAACAUUCAUAAGUCCUGAAUUAGCUACAGUAAAAGAAACGGAUCCAUCAUUGUCAACAUAUAACAAUUUAUAUGCGACAUAUUCCCAGACGCUUACAUGUCCAUGUUCCAGUAUGAUAAUAUCUCAUCAGAAUUUUAUUACAUUGUCCCCAAUCUUUCAUCAAAUAUGUUCAAGUGAUUUUGUGAAAGAAGAAUGGAUUUUCUUGUUAAGAUAUGUUAAAACUGGGUAUAAUGUUCCCGAUUGGCGUAAUCGAGCUUUUAACAAAUUUCGUUUAUUAUCUGAUCUUUGUAAAUUGGCUAAAAAAAUGGUUGCCGAAGCGAUUAGUCAUUUUUUUCUGCAACCAUUUGUUGUUUCCAAUAUACUGUCGAAAAACGAUUUUGAUUUUCAAAUCAAUUCGACCCUUACAGGUUUUUUUCGAUCAACAAAUGACUCAUUUAGUCUUCUUAUCGAAACAGAACGACUUCUUAUGCAAGUCGAUCAGCCAUACUCUGGCCCCAUGGGAGGUUAUGGCAAACGCGUUGGAGAAGGAAAUCCAUUUUCAUUACUCUCACCAACAAUGAUCUCGUUAUAUUUCAAUUUGACUGGACCUUUCAGCACUAGACAAGAAUCUAUCAGUUGCGUUUGUGCUGUUGAUAUUAACUGCCGAAUUCCACUCAGUAUUUACGAAACUAAUCGUGGCUGGACACUUAAACCUAAUCAUACGAAAUGGUAUACGGUACCUGGCUCAUUUGCAGGAUGUACAGCUACUGAAUCACUUUUACUUUCAACACUGGAAUGUUAUUAUUCAAAUUUGAAUUGUUUAUCCAUCGUAAUGAACUAUAGUAAACAAAUAUAUCAUGAUAGUGUUCAACAUUCAUCGUGGUUUGAUAUUCGUCCUCUUAUUUACAAUUCACAAUCAAGUCGUUUCUCUCCAAAUACUUCGAUUUCAGCAAUCCUUAAGAACAUCUUCAUUGAACAAUGGAAUUCAUCUUAUUCAUACGAUUCAUUUUAUAAAUCAUGUGCACCAAAUCAUUGUACUUAUUUAGCAAAAGUUCGCUCAAAACCCAGUGAACUAUUAAUGAAAUUUAUAUCAAUAAUUGGUGGAUUAAUUAUUUCAUUACGACUGAUUACACCUCUGUUAGUGAAGUGUUUCUUUUUUUUAUGUAAAAACACUAUUAGAAAAGAACGGCAACAACAAAUUCGUUUCAACCGAUUCAAACAAUUCAAAACAAUUUUGGAAAAACUGUUCACACGUUUAUGCACGCUUGUGAAAGAUUUAAAUAUUUUCCCCAUACACAGUUUUGGUAGCAAUACCGAUCAAGCAAGAGCUAAGCAUCUAGGACAAUCGGCUACUCGUUUGUAUUUUAUUUUAUUUUCUACUAUUCUUAUUAUUCUCGCUAUCUACAAUGGUGUACAACCUACAAAGCAUACGAAAACUUUUGAGAGACCGUAUCUUCAGAAAUAUAAUGAACUUUACCAACGAUAUGGAGAUGAACUAAAAUGUAUGUGUUCAUCAAUUGCAUCACCAUACGAUCGAUUCGUCAAAAUAGAGACGAUGUUUCACGAGGUCUGUUCGAGCCCAUUCGCUUCGAAUAUAGGACGAAGUAUACUUACAGAUGAUACUAUUUCAGCACUAACGUUAUUUGUUAAAGACUAUAGUAGUUUCCUUAAUGCUCAUUUACAAUUCCUUCAAGGAUUAUGUCAACUUUCUAGCCAAACAAUAAACAUUACUAUUGAACAAUUUCGUUUCUCAUUAUUUACCACUGCUGAACUUUUAUCAAAAGCAAAUUUUGAUGCACGCCUUAAUUUAACAAUCCAACAGAAACAAUCAAGUAUUCCAAUUGCAUUCACUCGUCUUCUUUUGUUAAUUCGGAAUCUCAACCAAGGAAAUGCUGUCAUAUCAAAUUAUGGAACAAAUUUUCAUUAUUCUCUUUCACAAGAGAAUCUCAUGGGCAGUUAUCUGCCGAGUAAACCUAUGAUCUAUGACAAUGUCUGUUCAUGUGGAUUGUCUUCGAAUUGCACAACUCAAGCUACUUUUAAUGUAGUAAAUUCAUUAGAACCAAUCGUAAUUCCAGGUAUAAAAAUGGGAUGUAUUCCAAGUGAAUCAUUUCGUGCUUCUACACUUGAAUGUUUCUAUAAUAAAUCAUGCAUUGAUUUAAUUGUACAAUAUAUGAAUCCAAGACGUGAAAAUAAAUCGUCGAAUUCUCUCAAUCCUCUCUCAGCAAUCAAUAGUCGAUUUUCGAUUAACACAACUAUUGCUGUACUUAUCGAUAAUUUGUUUGUUGAAAAAUGGCAGACAACAAUUGAUUAUUCAUUGUAUUAUGAUCAAUGUUCACCUUUAUCAUGUUCUUAUACUUAUAUUCAAAAAUUUAAACUUUUUCAUAUCGUAGGUAUUUUACUCAGUCUUCAAUCUGGUCUAUCAAUCGUUCUUCAAUGGAUUUGUCCUAAAAUCGUCCCAAUUAUAGUCAACAUAUAUCAAUAUCGAAAGCGACAAAGAACAAUUGUACAUUCUACAUGCACAGUUGAACCAAUAUCUGUUGAAAAUAUUAGUACAAAAAAUGUUUCAGACAGAAAUUUAAUAUCUCAGUACGUUUUCUUCAGAAUAAAUCGAUGUUUUUUCAAAGGCAUCAUCAUAUUCGUAUUAUUGUUGUCAAUAAUAGCAGCUAUAAUUGUAUUUUCCAUUUAUAUUGUUCAACAAAAAGCGCAUACGAAAUUAUCAAUAAUAACAACAACUUCAAUGAUAACGAUGACAAGUCGCUUCAGUACAACUUCAAUCACGACUGUACCGACGAAAACUACAACUAAAUACGAAACACUAUGCAAGAUAAUAUUUCAACCAAUAAGAAUUGCUAAGAAAUUCCCUCUGUUUAUGAAAAAACAGCAUUUCAUUGGUGAUUUGAAUAAUGAUGGUGGAAUGGAUCUCGCGUUACUUAAUGUGGAGAAAAAUAGUUUGUCUUUGUACAUGGGUAAUGGUUUUGGAAGAUUUGAAACAGAAAUAGUUUACAAUGAUUUUAAACUGAAUGUAACACAAUUUCUUUUUGCUGAUUUCAAUAAUGAUAAUCGACUCGAUCGAAUAAUUUUCAGUAAAUUACAUGGCGUAUUGACUGUGGAUUUGCAAGAAGAUCGUGGCCGUUUUGAUCGCGCCUUUUAUCAUAUCAUCGGAACCGAUACCAAAACGAUAAUUACAGCUGACUUGGAUGGGGAUACAUGUAUGGAUAUUGCCUACACCUAUGUUUCUUCUAUAUUUCUUGAUCUUGAUAAUUAUCUUGGUGUAAUAUUUGGACAAUGUAACGGAAAAUUUGCACGAUUUAAAAGAUACGACUCGGGUGUUAAAAGCAGUCCAAUAAAAAUGGUAGUUGCUGAUUUUAAUCUCGAUGGUUAUCUAGAUAUCUCUGUGCUCCUGCAAUAUAGUAAAAGUAUUGGUAUUUUUCUUGGAUACGGUAAUGGAACAUUUCAAGAGCAAAAGAUUUCUCCAAAUCCCGGCCUUCACUUUUCGGAGUCUUUUGUAGUUGGUAAUUUUAACAACGACUCUCUAGCAGAUGUCGCUAUAUCUUAUGCUAACAGAGAUUAUAUCAAUGUGAUGUUUGGUUAUGGUAAUGGAUCUUUAGGCGAAACAAAGGUGUUUUAUAUAGGCGAUACACCAAAUUAUGAAUUAUUUGUCAAUGAUUUUAAUGGCGAUCAGUUUCUAGAUAUUGGUUUUGGUCGAACAGGUCGUGAAAUAAAUGUAUUGAUAGGAGAUGGAAACGGAAACUAUGAAUUACAAACGGUGCAUACCACAAGCAUUGUUGAUCGAAGUGGUUGGAUUAGUAUUACAGAUUUGAAUAAUGAUGGACGUAAAGAUAUGAUCGAUGUAGAUGAAUCUAGUGGAACUUAUGAUAUUCUUUUGAAUACAUGCGAAUGA